Messenger RNA from Hibiscus syriacus, 1055 nucleotides. RefSeq names its product NDR1/HIN1-like protein 13. The record is from RefSeq and is a predicted model, not a curated record. The transcript is spliced from 2 exons. The coding region runs from base 164 to 961 and encodes 265 amino acids. NCBI's taxonomy places the organism in Eukaryota, Viridiplantae, Streptophyta, Magnoliopsida, Malvales, Malvaceae. Gene Ontology annotation, cellular component: plasma membrane.
AGAGAAGGAAAUGCGUUGUUUAUACCUAACAGAAACAUUCAAUCUCAACGCAAAACCAACCACACAACCUCAAAGAAACAACCUCAUCCCAUGCAAGCCCUAAAUUACUCCUCCCCCUUCUCCUUUGUCACCUCAACCAUUUCUUUCGCACCCCAUCUCUCCCAUGGAGGAUGAGCGGGUCGUCGCGUCUUCCGCCGGUAACCGGUUGCUGUCGCCGACAUCCCACGCCGCCGCCCCAACCAACAUGAAUUUACCUCCCCCUCCGGGCCACCCCUUAGCCACCUACGUCGUCCAAGUCCCUAAAGACCAAAUCUACCGCGUCCCACCGCCCGAGAAUGAUGGCAUCGUUAACCGCUACCGCGAGGAGGCCAAGGCCAAAGGCAAGAAAGGAAAAGGGAAUUUUUGCAAUUUCUUUUUAUGGUUCGUCAUUGUUUUGCUCCUCCUCGGCGUUAUAAUAUGCGGAACCCUAACGUCGAUUUACUUCAUCUUCAGCCCUAAACCCCCCAGUUUCGCCGUCACAAAGCUCCACGUAAAGCAACAGAAACAGGGCAGUUCUCCCACGUAUGAUGUGACUCUGAAAGCCAAGAAUCCGAAUGAAAAGAUGGGGGUCCAAUGCAAAUCAGAUAAAGACGGCGCCAUCCUCGAUUUCUGGAUUAAAAACCUCGGAUUCGGAGACUUUCCGGGCCUCAAACAAGAGGCCGGCGUUUCAAGCAACGUCAAUAUUAAAAUCCAUGGCUUGAAAUCGAAAACGGUGCCGCUUAAUGUUCAGAAGAGCAUCAGCGACAAAAAGACGAAACGUCAAAUCUCUUUGAAACUGAAACUGGAAUGUCCAUUGGUGUUCAACGUUUGGAUCUUAAAGCUUUGGAAGAGAGACUUGGAUGUCAACUGUGAUUUUAGGGUUAGCACCUUGGCACAAGGAACCAAAAUUCUGUACCAAAAGUGUACGACCAAAAUGUCUUAAAGAUUCAUGCCCAAGGUACGGCCAACGACCUCUUGAGAUUGCUCCCUGCAAAAUUUGAACUUUUUUCUUAUAGACAUAUAUAGUUUCAUGUGAU